Molecule: messenger RNA, 651 nt
Organism: Plasmopara halstedii
Lineage: Eukaryota; Oomycota; Peronosporomycetes; Peronosporales; Peronosporaceae
Product: Mannose-binding lectin
Exons: 1
Coding region: 1-651 (216 amino acids)
Source: RefSeq, a predicted model, not a curated record
AUGAAGAUCAUCUUUUCCUUCCUCGUUGCGCUCCCUCUCGUUAAAGGCAUUUACAAGCUUCCAGAUGGCAUGUCAAAGUGUCCGGUGGUUGGCGGACCUCAUGGAAAGCCGUUUGACGAUACCACAAUGGUCCAACCAGGACAGAAAGUGGAAUCUAUUACGAUAUGUUACAAUGAUCGUGUCGAUGGCAUUGGUAUGAAAUUCACUCCUUUGUCUGGAUUUUCACAAGACCCGUUUCACGGCAGUCGAAAGCAUUGUAAUGAAUCCAAGUUGGCAAGUGAUGAGUAUAUUAUAAUCAUGGAGGCGCAGACUGUGAAAGACGACGACCACACGAAAAUUAGCUACGUCAGGUUUAUGACCAACAAGAAGAAUAUUAUCGAAGGAGGUAAAGAGACGGAAGAAGACGAUAAAAAAGCGUCCUGCAAAGCCCCCGAGAAGCAUCAACUUGGUGGAUUUUUUGGACGUUACGGCGAGGAGAUUGAUGCAAUUGGUCCAAUUUGGGUGCAAAUGGAUCCCAUCAUAUAUGAGCCAUACCAUCAGAAUCCCCAACAAGUUCCCGUUUCAAAUGGACAAUACAACCAGUAUACUCAACAAGCUCCCCAGGACUCGGAUUCCAGCGACAGUAUCGCGACGAAGUCUUACAACUACUAG